Molecule: messenger RNA, 3222 nt
Organism: Candida albicans SC5314
Lineage: Eukaryota; Fungi; Ascomycota; Pichiomycetes; Serinales; Debaryomycetaceae
Gene: SMC5
Product: DNA repair ATPase
Exons: 1
Coding region: 1-3222 (1073 amino acids)
Biological process (GO): double-strand break repair via homologous recombination
Cellular component (GO): Smc5-Smc6 complex
Molecular function (GO): ATP hydrolysis activity; ATP binding
Source: RefSeq, a predicted model, not a curated record
AUGUCAUCUGAAAGCAACGGAUCGGCUUCCAAAAGAAGGAAGGUUUUAGAACCAUCAAAGUUUAGACCAGGGUUUAUUAGAAAAGUUAGGGUAUGGAACUUCACAACAUAUUCAUACACCGAAUUCAAUCUCUCUCCAACCUUGAAUAUGAUUAUUGGUCCCAAUGGGAGCGGUAAGAGUACUUUGGUUGCGUCUAUAUGUAUUGGGCUUGCUGGUAGCAUUAACUUAAUUAAACGUAAAAACUUGAAAUCGAUGAUUAAAACAGGUCAAGAGAAAUCGUCUGUGGAAAUUACCAUUGAAAAUUAUGAAGGUCACUCACCUAUAGUAAUUAAAAGAGAGUUUACUGCCAAAGAAUCAAAUUGGACAGUUAACAACAAGCGGGCCACUGAAUCAAAAAUCAAAGAUAUAAGAACCAAAUUCAAUAUCCAACUAGACAACCUUUGUCAUUUUUUGCCGCAAGAAAGAGUAGCAGAAUUUGCAGGACUUUCCCCAGAGAAAUUGUUGAUGGAGACAGAACGUACUCUUGGUGAUGGCCAUUUGUUGAUAAUGCACGAAGAUUUGAUUGCCAAAGAUAACGAAAGUCAGCAAUUGGGCAACAAGAUUAAAGACAUUGAAGGGAGAUUAGCCAAAUUACACGAGGAUAGAUCAAAAUUGGAAGAAGAAGCACGAAAAUUAGAGGAGUACGAUAGAAAGUCUGAAGAAGUUGAUAAUCACCGUCUUUUGAUCCCGUAUGCAAAAUACCAAGACUUGAAAAACCAAAGAACUCACCUUAAACGAUUGAGAGAUGAAGCCAAACACAAGCUUCGUACUUUCCAAGCCAACUUUAAACCAUUGGAAAAUGAUAUCGCCAAUGCUGAAAAGUCGAUUAAUGAAGAAUCAGAAAAAUAUUCACAUCUCAAAGACUCCCUCAAGCUGACUCUCAAUGAAAUAAACCAACACAAAAGUACUCAAAAACAAGUUACCACUGAAAUAAGUGAAUUACGAGCAAAUUUAAAGUCUUAUCAAACAAGGGCAGAACAGAAAAAGAAAGAGCUAGAAGAAAUCAAGAAGGAGAUAGCAGAAUUACAAGAAAAACAGAGAGGUUUACCUCAAGUUGAUCCAGAAGAAAUGCAGAAUUUAUCUACCGAGCUGACAAGUAAAAGACAUGAGUUGAGAGACUUAGAAGAGCAAUUUCAAGAAGUGAACAGUCAAAGAAGCGAUAUAGGUAGAGAGUUAACACAUCUCACCGAACAAUUAAGGGGAGCUGAAAAGAGACUUCUGACUAAAGACAAAUUGGAUAUGUUGGUGAGUGAUGCCAGACAGAAUGGGAGAUCUUAUAGACUUCGUGACGAAGCUUUCGAUGUACACAAAAGAUUGCGAAAUGAACCUGAAUACGAAGGGAGAUAUUUCGAGGCACCAGUGAUUUCAUGUAAUGUCCCCGACAUAAAUUAUGCUGCUGCUGCUGAAAAAAUCAUUGACAACAACACAUUGUUUGCCUUUACUGUCACAAACCAGAGUGAUUUUGAUUUUCUCUCCAAGUUCUCGCAACAAACUAAUACCAACACUCCUUUGAGAAUGGUGAAUUCAGUAGUCAACCCAACUCACGAGUAUAGCAAGCACCAAUUACGAGAAUUCGGGUUUGAAGGUUAUUUGUCGGAUUAUAUUGUUGGCCCUAAAGAAGUUUUAUCAAUGCUUUACAGCACUUCCAAAAUUCACACUAUUCCUGUUAGUAAACAUCAGUUAUCUAGUGAGCAAGUGAGAAGAUUAACCAACGUCUCUGGGAAUGACAGAUUGCCAUUUACAAAGUUUGUUGCAGGUGAUACAUUGUACAAUAUUCAAAGAUCCAAAUAUGGAAGUCAACAGGCGUUUUACAUUACAGAAAAAAUAGGCAGAUCACAGUAUUUUGGAGUUCAAGGGUUAUCACAAGAAGCCAAAGAUGCCAUUAACGCAGAAAUCUCCAAAUUUAAGGAGAAGAUUGAGCAGAAAAAGCGAGCCUAUGAGGGUCAUAGAAAUAAUAUUGAUAGUUUCAAUGAACGUUUGACGGAAAUUAAACAUUACAUUCAUGACAUUAAGCGGAAACAACUGGAAUUACAAGAGAUAUCGAAACGUGCAGGACAACUUCAAACCAAGAUAGAGUUGAAAAAAGAAAGAGAACAGAAAUUAGAAAAGGAUUCUAAAAGAGACUAUUCGCUGAAAAUCCGGAUGUUUGAGCAAAAGAUUGAUGAAAAAUAUCUAGCAUCUGGUGAAUUAUUUGCUUCUUUGUCGAAUUCUGUUUUAGAGCUUUGUGAAAAAGAAAAUCAAAUGAAGUUGAAAAAAUUGGAAAUCAUUGGCUAUAAAAAUAAAAAACUUACGGCUGAAAGUUUACUCGAUGAAUUAGGAGCAAGACAGGAAAAGUUGAAAAAUGACUACAACAGAUACAAAAGAGAAUACGAUGAAAUUAAACAAAGUGAGGCAUUCAAAGAAAUCGAAAGACAAAACGAAGCGUACACCGAUGAAGAACGUUCUAGACUUGCUGAUUUGGCCCAGGUUUAUGUUGAAAAUGGCACUUUCACAGAAGCUACUAUUCGUCUGAAAAUAGAUUUGUUGGAGGACGAGUUGUCACUCUUGACAACUGCCGAUAGAGGAUCAAUAGAUGCGUUGAAACAGAAAUUACAGGAUAUACAGUUAGCUGAGACAAACUUACCUUUGCUUCAAACCGAGAAGGAAAGGUUAGACACUAGGAUAAAAGGUAUUCAAGAAGAAUACGAAGGAGAGCUAACGCUGUUGGUUAACAAAAUAUCGUUGGCGUUUAAUAAGCGAUUCACAAAAGUGGCUAGUGAUGGACGAGUUCAAUUGGCGAAACUGGAACGGUUUAAAGAUUGGAAAUUACAAAUUCUUGUUAAAUUUAGACAGGAAUCGGAAUUGAAAGUUUUAGAUCACCAAUCUCAAUCCGGAGGUGAGAGAGCAGUUUCGACGAUUUUUUUCAUUAUGUCGUUACAAGGUUUAACUGAUGCACCAUUUAGAAUUGUUGAUGAAAUCAAUCAAGGUAUGGAUCCAAAAAAUGAACAGAUGGCUCAUCGUUAUUUGGUCCACACUGCUUGUCAAAAUAGCAAAUCUCAGUAUUUCUUGGUCACGCCAAAAUUGUUAACCGGUUUAUACUACCAUCCAGAUAUGGUAGUGCAUUGUAUUUUUACAGGACCAUAUAUCACUGAUAACGAGGAGAAACGUGAUAAUAGUAUGGGUAUGUUAGAUUUUGCUGUAUAA